Molecule: messenger RNA, 3130 nt
Organism: Seminavis robusta
Lineage: Eukaryota; Bacillariophyta; Bacillariophyceae; Naviculales; Naviculaceae
Source: the annotation of a GenBank genome assembly
GGACAUUUAGGGCUCUAGUCAUGAAGUGCUCAUUGACAUGUUCCUUCCCGUUUCACUGAAUCUUCAUUCUUUUGGUGCCUGUUUUGUCGGCGGCAGCUGCCAUAAAAUUUUCAAGAGUGGGAAACCCGAAGCCCAAGGAUCCAGACCUUGUGUUGCGAGAUUCCGCAGGACUGAACCGCAUUGUUGUGGGAGAAUAAGGCAGGCCCAAAACCAGCAGUUCAAGGCCAUCUCGCGGCACCAACAAACAACCAACAAACAGCAACAGAGUUUGCAGUGCAAAACGAGAAGCCAGCAAACAACCUUGUUUCAGGAAGUUCAAGUCAAUAGUUUUGUUCCCAACACAUGGCAUACCGUACCCGCAGAAUAGAAUUCAAUAGAAUCCCAGUUCAACUAACCGAGCAAGAAGCAAACCGAAAGGUGGGCGUUGGUCUCACAAACUCACAAUCGACCCAUCAGCUCAAAACAGAACAAUCAUAUUCUAUAUAUCUACCAUGGGCAACGAAUCCACUAUGAGUACAGCCACCACGCCGCUACUGCACCAUGCGCCACAGACUCCCAAGCAUCCACCAUCACCUCCCACCACCACCAAGCCACUGGACAGUCCAGCUUCCGAGCAUUCUUCUUCAGACGAUGACGACGACGACGACGACAUGCCUCCAUUGACCGAGACUACUCGAAGCAGUGUCAUGUCCAGUCCUCCCCAGCACAGAGGAAUGUUGAGUAAUCGAAGUGAAGCCACGUCGACGUCGGUGGGAACGGGAGGAAGCUCUGGUGUCCGAGCGGCCAGUUUGGCAGAGAAUCUCAUGAGGACACAGCAGAGAAAUCCCAUGGACAUUUACAAGCUCGUCAGUGUCCUUGGCGAAGGAUCCAUGGGCUCGGUUUGCAAAGUCCGCAAACGUUCGUCUGCCGUGGGAGGAUCGGCACGUCCCGACUUUGUGCAGAGAUCCAUGAGUUAUGGUGACGAGGAACACGAAGAAAACCUCGAGCCGUGCUGUUUCACCCUCCCCCUCAUUGGACAACUCAUUCACAAGAUGAUACCCCGCAAACAAAAAGCCAGCACUAUUAAUAACAAACGACCAUCCUCUGCUGAGGACUAUUAUUACGAUAGUGCACGAUCCGAACUCACUUCCAGUGGUGGCAGUGACUACUACAGUUGCAAGGAUGUCUGCUCCUCCCCAUCCCAGCAGAACCAUCCUCGCAGGCUCUCCUCGUCCAUGAUCACCUUCAACAACAACUCCAAGAAUGGCACUCGGAGACAGCAUGAAUACGCACUAAAAUCCAUUCAUCUAGACAUGUGUGCCAACACACAGCUUCAAAAAGAACUCAUCCACGAAGUCUCCAUUUUGCGAGAGAUUGAUCAUCCUCAUAUUGCACGGGCCAUUGAAACCUUUGACUUUCAGGGAAGACUCUACAUUUGCCUAGAGCUGUGUUCCGGAGGUGACCUGUACUCGAGAGAUCCUUACACGGAACUGGAAGCAGCCAAUAUCGUUUCAGGAGUCCUCAGUGCUGUCUCGUACUUGCACUCCAAAGGCAUCAUUCAUCGCGACUUGAAAUUUGAGAACAUUAUGUUUGCCGACAAACGACAGGAUGCGGAAGUCAAGCUCAUCGACUUUGGUCUCUCGCAAAAGUUUGCCAGCCAAGAGGAACACAUGUCCGAUGCUGUGGGAACCGUCUACACGAUGGCUCCCGAACUGCUCGCGGGACAUUACAACUCCAAAGCUGAUGUUUGGUCGAUUGGUGUCAUCUCGUACAUGUUGAUGAGUAGCAGCAUGCCAUUCUUUGGCAAGACACGCUAUCAGGUCAUGAAACAAAUCUGCAAAGGCAAAGUCAAGUUCGCCUCACGCAAAUGGAAGAAAGUGUCCAAGUAUGGCAAGGGAUUUGUCUUGCAUUUGCUAGAGAGUGACCCACAGGAACGUCCAUCGGCAGAUCGUGCCUUGAAGUAUUGUCAAAGAUGGAUUCGACGCUUGGAGGAAGAAGAGACAGAGCGCAUCCUGCAGGAAGGAGGUUUGCCAGCCGAAAGCUAUUCGUCUCAAGAUUCACGAAAGGUUUGUUGGAGUUCUUCCAAGCACGGUAGUUUCCGUGAUGGAAGCCAUGACAUUGAGAUGAUGGAUCGCAUCCAGGCGAGCAUCCAAGCCUUUGCACAAUACAAUACACUGAAGAGGCUGGCACUCAUGGUCAUUGCCUACAAGAGCACGGCAUCGGAGAUUGGAUGGCUUCGCAGCACCUUCAAUCAGUUCGACCUGCUCCACAAUGGUGAAAUUAGUCUUGGAGAAUUCACGCAGGCCUUGUCAGAUGUCUACGACUACAGCGACGAAGAAAUGGAAGCCCUGUUCGAGGCCAUGGACGUCGAUGGAACUGGCAGCGUCCAUUACACAGAAUUUUUGGCUGCGACCAUUGAAGCCCACGGAUUCAUUGACGAAGACCGCAUUGCGGAUGCCUUUGAUCGCAUUGAUUGCGACGACAGUGGCUUCAUUACCAUUCAGAAUUUGCGCGACUUUCUUGGGGACGAUGUCCCGCAGUCUUAUCUGGAAGCCAUCAUCGACGAUGCGGAUAGGCUAAGAGAUAAACGAAUAUCCUAUGAUGAGUUCCUUCAGCUUUGGGAUCCAUCAUGCGAUGCCACUCUUCGUGAUGCCAAAAGAGAAGUCGCAGAGAGAAGAACCAGACGAUCAGAGUCUUUGCUCCUUUCUUUGUCGCGAGAGGGCUCAAUCUUGUCGGACAGCGACGAUGACGACGAGGAUGACGACGGACACGACAAUCCCGCAGCGGAACAGCAUCAACCCAAGCAACUGCCUGCGAUCGAUCGGGAGGCCACGGAGGAGGCUAUGUUAAGAGUUGUCGACAAAACCCCAGUGAUAAGCAACGUGAGGAACAUGAGAGCCCACGAGUAUCGUGCAAUCGAGUUUUUCAGCCAACGAAAGGCCCUGUCAUUGCGGAAUUGGUACUGAGCUUGCACAGCUGCUCGCACCUAGCCGUUGGCCGCCAGCUAACGGGAGACUGGCGUGAAUGUACAUUGCACACUUCGCUUGCUUAAAUGCCUUUUCCACACCCAAAGAAAGUGAAGAUGGACGCCGCAAAAAACAAACAGUUCAGUAAUGCAUUUUCUUGAAUAAAUUUUGAUUUGGUUUUGUUG